AUGGCUUCGAGAAGUCCUCAAAAAGUCUUCGAAAAUCCAACUGUAGCAGUAACCCUUGAUGACUUGACGGAUUCUCCAUCAAGAGACACUGUAUUAAGUGAAGAUCAAACUGAAUUCCUAGACGCAGUGCGUGACGGAGAUCAUGCCAGAGUGCGCGAAUACAUCUUGCAGAGGUCUGUUGAUGUGAACUGCGUAAACCUGCUCGGAGAAACGGCUCUUCAAAUAGCAGUGAGCAACAACCGCCAUGAAAUUGCCAAGUUCCUUCUUAACGAAGGUGCAGAUGUCGGUAACGCGUUGCUGUAUGCCGUCGCGAAUGAGUCAACUGUCUGGGUGACACUGUUACUUGACUUCAUUGAAGACGUUAACGCUCAGAGCCACGCAACAACAGCAGGUACCUCACGAAAUCAGGAGGCAAGUAAAGCUAGUGAAGAUCAUUGUUAUACAAAAUACAUCUCGCCUCUAGUGUUGGCUGCGCAAAGUAAUAAUCAAGAGAUUGUGAAGAUUCUCCUUGAGAAAGGCUACACGAUUGAAGAGCCAUCUUUUCACAAAAGAUCGUGUAAAUGUGGGGAGUGUGAAGGCAAACGUCUUGGAAGUUCCAUUCAUCGUUUGCAUAGCUACCGUGCGCUGGCAAGUCCUGUUUACUUAUGUUUGUCUUAUUUACUCGAUCGUUCUCCCAGUGGAGAUCAAGAUAUAAAAUCAUCCAAAGACCCGAUCAUUUGUGCGUUCCUUCUAAACCGGAAGCUGGAAAAUCUUAUGGAAGAGGAAUACGAGCUUAAGAACGAUUACCAGGCGCUGUCUAGCGCAUGUGAAGAGUUCGCCGUUUCACUUCUCACGAAGUGCCGAUCGAUGGAAGAAAUCGGCUGUUUGAUGAGUGUACCGGGAAUUGAGACACUUGAGCAUGUAGAGGUUAGAGGAGGGAAAGAAGCUCAGAAGCUGAGCGUUCUCAACUUUGCAAUAGCUAACAAGAAUGAGAAGGUAAGACCUAGUACAGCUGUAGAUGUAGCAGGGGUAAUAUAUAUGCUGCGAUUAGGAGCGAUUUGUAAUUUAUGGUUACUGUUACCUUGGUGAAAGGUCGUGAUGUGAAAAACUUGGCAUAGCGGAGUUUUAACUAAGGGUGUCAUAAUACAUCCUGAUUCAUGAACAACGGUAAAAUCGAACUACGUUUCUGUGUUGGACAUAACUCCAAUUUCAAGUUUGAAACUCUCAGAGUAGUCAAAAAAAGUUGGCUGAAGAUUAACGCAUUCUUACACAAAGCAUCGCAAAUAGUUUGGUUCAAAUUAAGUACGAUUAGACGUUUAAUAAAGGGUCAGUGUCUGUAUCUUAAUUAGCAUUCAGCAUUUCGUGUCAUUAUGCAUAUUUCAUAUUACUUUACGAAAUUUACAUUUCAGUCCGCAAAAACACUUCGUCGCACCAUCAGAACAAAGCAAUAUUUCUUUACAGUCCAGCGCGUGUACGUGUUUAGAUCAUGGUAGAUGCAUGAGGUUAUAAGAUUGGACACGUGAGACUGACUUUUACGGAAGUAAGACCGACGGGCCGAAAAAAAAUUUUUGGGAGACCCCUCCCCCUCCCCUCCUGGGGGACCUCCCCCAAACCUUAUCUCAAGGUCUGGAUCCGGCACUGCCUAGCCGACACGGACGGAACUAAACUUGGUCUACGGCGCUAUGCUGCAAGCAGUCUCAUUUUUUUUCCUCGGCAAAGUUCCUCCUCGCGAACUGCGUGUUCGCCUGCAAGCCGCCAGCCACCAGCCGCGUCUUUUCUCGUACCGUCCUAAUCUCUUGUUGUAACAUUUUUAUUUGCAAUCGCGCUGGCUGGGAUAAGAAUAGAGGAACUGGGCGGAUUUUAAGAGGAAAGGAGGACUGCAAGCAGUCUACUAUGACGCAGGCUUGGAGGAUGGACUGAGGACUGGGUAUAAAAGGCAGAUUGGAUAAUGGAUAUUAAACACCUUGACUAGAAACAACGGACUGGGUAUAAGACACGGGCGAGGCAUACUGAUACGCUGGCUAUGGAUUGUGUUUUACCUGGGUUUUAAAAUCAGCUCUCAAAAAAAAAAAUGAAAUAAACAGAUUACGGACUAGCGCAAAACGGACGUGCCACGCGGGUGUAUGAAUAAAAGUGAAACAGGUAUAAUUAAAUCCUCUAUUCGGCGCCCCUUGCAGUGUUAUAGCUUUUAUUGGUUUAUAAGUACUGCAACACAUCGAAAGAAAAAACGAAAAAAUGAAGCUUGAUAAGGUCACUCACAAUCUAGCCUAACGAGCGCGAGCCUAAACGUUAUUUUCGCCGGCUAAGCAGGCAAGAAAGCUCAUGGCACUGGUUUUGGUUUGCAUGCGUCGCAGACGCUCUAAACCUUCUGUAUAGACCCUAUACAAAUGGUUUAGGAAAGUGUGUGGGCUAGCUGAAAAGCAGGCUUGUUUUGGUAUGAGUCAACUUUACAUUUCGUAAGCGAACAGCUUUACGUGGCUUGCUUAAACCCAGGCCUUGGUUGAUCAAACGUUGGAUAGCGCUAUUCACCGGAUUAGUCAUUACCUAGUGACAAGUAUUAAGGAAACCAAUUGCGUUAUUCACUGGAUAGAGAUUUAUUUAGAGGAUGGCUAUAUCCAACUUUCGAACAACUAGGCCCUGGACCAGCUCCCUUCUAAAUGAAUCAAUAUAAAGCGAUCCUAUAGACUGACAAUGCAAGGUCGCCACCACCACCAUCAUCAUCAUCAUCAUCAUCAUCGUCAUUCCCCGAUCUGCAGUCUCAUUUCCUAUUGCUCUCCCAGGUUUAUCAUUGAUGAUGUUUCUUUUUUUUUUUCAGUUUGUAGCUCAUCCAUAUAGCCAGAUGAUGCUGAAUUCUGUGCUGUACGACGAAUUGGGAGGAUGGGAAGACCAUAACUUCCUAAACAAGGCCCUAUUCUGCCUGCUAUUGGGUGUACUGCUACCGGUUUUGGCACUGUGCUAUUUUGUGGCACCCAACAGUCGAAUCAGCAAACUGCUAAAAAUACCAGUCUUCAAAUUCUUGAGUCACACCGCUUCGUCCUUCUGGUUCCUUGUCCUCUUGGUCUUUUCGUCCAUUCAGGACAAGUUUUCCGACGUCCUUGAUUUUGCACCCUUAGGUAAGAAGUGUUGUAUAUUUUCUGUGGUAGAGUUGUCUUAUUCUGAGAUGUAUUCAAAGUACGUAGACAACCCAGACAUCAUCCUUAACUAAAAUUGAUAACGUUACUUUAAAGGUGACUUUCACAGUUAACUCGGAGAUGGUCCAGCCUCCAUUCGGCUUGCUAGCUCAAACUGGUUAGCCGAUCUCUGCACCGGUAUCGCAGAUGUCAGGGUUCGAAUCCCGGCAAGCCUGAAAAUUUUCAGGCCUACUUUUCGCUACUUCAUAAGUUUCGUGUUUAACUGCGAUGAUAUUCUUCGCAACAUAAUUAAUAUCGGUUAUUCUACUGUUUUCUAGAUGUUCUCAUCAUGCUGUGGAUCGCAGGUAUGCUGUUUCAGGAAGCAAAAGAGGCCUAUCGUCAAGGGAAAGAGCGUUACCUAUCGCAAUACUGGAAUUUGCUCACCCUGUUCAUGCUGGGUCUCUUUAUAGCCUCAGGAGUCCUGUGGCUCUGUGGAUUUUUUUUGACUGUAUCAGGAAAGAAAACCUGGGUAGUAUCAGUUAGUGAUGUGUUCGGUACCAGCUCUCAGGAGAUCGCUUAUCGCUUAAUCCUCCUGUCGAAUGCGUUUUUUUCCAUCGGUAUGGUUUUGGCGUUUCUAUCUUUCUCCAACGCCUUCCAAGUGAACUCGGUAUUAGGACCGCUUCAGCUGUCGCUUGUAAAGAUGGUUCGAGACGUCACCAAAUUUCUGUUUCUGUUCCUGUUGUUGUUUCUCGCGUUUGGCUGGGCGGAGAGAAAGGUGUAUUCGCAUUAUGUCCAAGCCAGGGAAGCCUUCGUGGGAAAUGCAACUGAACAUGAAUUUGCAAGGUGAGUGUCUAAUCAAAAUUUUGUAUAAAAAGCGUACGCAACAGUAGCAGCAUUCCCAAGGCUAUUCUCACACUACAGGGCUUGCGAAGGGUUACCAAAAACAUAGAGCUGAGGGAAUUAAAGUUUUUAUUACUUGCACCCUACACGGAACCGCUGCAUAUAGGCUGGGAAAUGCCUUUAAUUGGCGCUAAAAUUGCCUUUUAAAGUCGGACAAAAGGGUAAAAAAAAUCCGUGUAACAGACAUUCACGAAGCAAUUUUUCUUUAGCCUGAGAACAGAGGCUCUUUUUUUCUCAAAAUGAACUGGCGUACGAACUACAAGUUGCUUCUGCUCGCUGGAUCAUUGUUUGGAUAAAAGAUCUCGCAGUGAAAUGAAAUGUAAUUGGUCUGUACUGAUCCCAGCACUGAUAGGAUUUAUUGAUUUUUGAAAACGCUGCAAUACAAGGUGUCCCAAAAGUUCGUUCCAUUAAUUUCAUGCACUAUAAUUUUGAUCAAAACUUUAUUUUUAUAUGAAAUUUCUAGAAGAUGUUUAUUUAUCUAUUGAGUACAUGUAUUCAGAAUUUCAAUAACUGCCGUGCCCUUUUUGUUUUUUUUUUUAUCACAUUCUGUACCCGUUGGGGCAUGAAGUGGGAUACAGCUUGUAGACACACAGAUGAUCCAUUUUGAGCUUUUUUAUCACCUGGUGCAGAGGAGCCAGUUCAACCCUCAAACAAUAUUUGUUUAGUUUAGGCAGCUGAAAAAAAAAUAUACUGUGGAACCGCGAUAUAACAAAGGGCCAAGGGAAUGGCAAAAUUUGUUCGCUAUAUCGAGGUUUCGUUUUAUCGAGGUUCUUUUUCAUGCAUUUUACUAUUGCUGGGGUAAAGAAAAUCGUUCGUUCUACGAAGGUCUUCGUUAUAUAGAGGUUCGUUAUAUCGAGGUUCCACUGUAUUUUAAGCAUUCAUCCAAAAAAAAAAAAUCUUCCCGGCCUCCCUCCACAGCAAGGCUUUUAUACUUCUUUGCAAAUUUGAGACGAGCUGGGCGUUACUUGGCAGACUAAGCAGAGGUUUUUGUGCCAUCUCAGGCGCCUCUAAUUUUAAACAGCUUUUCAUGACCCUUUCUGGAGUUGGCGUGUUAUUAUGUGAGAGCUUCCUCGUCGAGUCUCCUAAUUUGUAGCUAUCCUUCUUUAAAACUAUUUUAGCUGCUUCAUUCAGGACAUUUGGUCUUCCCCUUGGUUUCCUACUUUCAAAACCUUCAUUUCCAUAAUCAUUUUACCAACCAACAUUCGCAUUUUUCUAGUUUUUUUUUUUUCUACAACAGAGAAACCAGUAAAUCGAAGUAUAACGCUUAGGCUCUCGCGUAGCUGAACGUUUUUACGUUAAGGGGGUAUAUCUUUCGUGAUAUUGACAAAAAACAAGGAAGGGGCUCCAGCAAUUCCAGGCUAUAAAAUACAAAAAAAUGUGGCUGGAAAAUAUACUCGCGUACGCGCACCUUUGGCACGGAAGUACAAAAAUCGAAUAUUCGAGUCAAAAGAUGGUACAACAUUUAUGAAAAUAGUGAAUUAGAUUGAAAGACACAACUUUUGUUUCAACGAUUUGCUUACCAAGUCUGAUCGUACUGAAAUACAGACUUAUAAAGUAGUGGAACGAACUUUUGGGACACCCUGUAAUUUAUUGAAUUAAGUUGCGAAAAGUAGGAGCCGAAGCGAGAACAGUUAUUCUUUCUUUGACUUCUUUGGUCUUCUCCUGUAUCAGUUUUCGUUCAAGGAGGACGUGUGCGUAAUGAUCAAGUUAUCUGUAUCAUGCAGCCCUAAAUUUUAUCUCCCAGGUUUUUGAAUAAAAAAAGGUUCUUCUUGAUGUUGUAUAUAUUUUAAAUGGAAGAUCAGGUUUAGCACAUCCCAAGUAGCUAAGUUGAUGAACAAGGAACCGGCGAGGCUUGCUGCUAUUGGAAAGCCAGAAGAGAGCGAUAGGAAAUAUUUUUUCAAUAAAUGGUUACUUACGGAAACUAGCUAAUUGAGAUCGUGUAGUACAAGUUUUGACUGACAGUUCGAUCCUUUUAGCAUUGGAGGAAGCCUGAGGUUCUUAUUUUGGGACUUGUUUGGAAUGGCGGAUCUGGGAGACCUCAAGACUGACGGGAAAUUCGCCAUCACACAAUUUACAGGUGAAUUACUCCUUGGCCUGUACAGCAUCGCAUCAAUUUUGGUUGCAAUUAAUAUGCUGAUUGCCAUAAUGACAAACUCCUAUCAGCAAGUCGCGGUUAGUGAAGCAUUUAUUUUGUCAACACCUUAAUUGAUUGAACGAUCGCUAGUGGGUGUGUCUCAGAGUUUACUUCGAGAGCUACUGGCUUAAAAUAGUUCUAAUCUUUGCAAAAGUCUCCAAAAUAAUCAUUAAGACCAACAAGAAAUUAGUUUUCCUAUUAUGGAUGAGAUUUCCUGAGAAUGUUGUUAUGGACUAUCCUCCACCAGUGCAAAUUCCCCUGUGCUACAUUCCUGUCCCAGUUUCUUUGAUUUCCUCUAAUCAACUUGCACGCCUUCAAUGACAAGGCCAUCACUUUGUCAACAUUACCUUUCCCAUCAGCCCUUUUCUUUUUGCUUAAUAGCGGAGCUCCACGCACGGCGCGCGUGGGCGGAGCCCCAUAGCUAAGGCCAUGUGGUAAUCUACCCAUCUGAGAAAAUUUGGUAAUCACAUGACCGUACACCGACCGAUCGACCGUCCGUCCGCACCACAGGCAUACCAAUGUAAAAUAACUCAAUCAACAGGUAUGGCAACCCAAAUGCAACUCAACGUUUUAUUUGGAAGGAAAUCACAUGGCCACCCGGACUUUUAGAAAGAAAAAACAACAACAAAGUCUGUCUUUUUCGGCGUUAUUUUUCAUGUUUAUACUAACUUGGAUAACAAAAAAAGAGCCAGAGCGAGUUAUUGAAAACAAAGGAGGCGAAUUUCGUAGGAAGAAAAACAUGGAAAUUCAAAGCGGCGGUGAGAAAAUGAGAAAUGCUAGCGGCCAGCAAAGUGAAAAUGAGCGGCAGUGAAAAAUAAAAGCGAACAUGAACACAGGAAACAAAAUAUUGGGUAAGCACAUUCCUCCAUAAAAAUAAUUUGUAACUAGGAAGUUUGACGUUUUUAGCGCUAAAACAUCCGUUUCUCCUCGCUCUUCGCGGCUGGGGACGUUUCGCGCGGAGGAACGUCUGCGACUCAGCGACAGAAAUUCCAUACUGAUGACGUAAAAUCUGUCCGAAAUCCGGUCAGAAGCGCUGAUUGGUCGACGGAGUAGUUACAUUGUUUUAGCUAUUGUUUACGAAUGACAGACAAAGGACAAAAGGCCACAAAGGUCGGAUGUAAACGCGAAGAAUCUCAAGCAAAACAGUCAAUAUUUGUGGAAUAUACUCUUCUCUAGAAGAAGCGUUUGAGUUUUGCUGGAGCUCGUUGGCAGAUGAACACAACACUUUACCAAAAUCGACCAGAAGACACUUAGAAUUCAGAGAAUUGGACAAAUUUGUAUUUGGAAUCCCAUGACUACCGGAUUUAUUAUGUAAACAUUGAUUUGCGUCAUCAGUAUGGAAUUUCUGCCGCUGAGUCGCAGACGUUUCUCCGCGCGAAACGUCCCAAGCGGCGAAGAGCUGGGAGAAACGGAUGUUUUCGCAGGCUAAAAACAGCGUUGUAGUUGUGCAAAACAACGGCAAAAAAGCGUGCUGCACGUGCAAAUUUGUUUUUUGCUAAUUAGAAGGAAAAGUGUGCUGCACGUGCAAUUUGUUUUUGUGCUAAUUAGAUCUGUUAGUCUUGAAGCCAUUUUCAUUGUCGUCCCCUUUUAGCAUUACACGAUUUAAUUUGUUUUUGUUUACAAGUAUUAUUACCCAGAGCUUCGCUUUUAGCCCUGGCUAAAUCUAUAUAUUAGAUAAUUAACGAGUGGAUUGAUCCAAAAGGGGGCCUGGGUGAACAAUUCACGACCCAGCUUCUCAUAGGGAAACAUUUAUCAAUAGGAUACUGUAGUUCCUCAUGUUAUACUUUAGUAGCUGUCCCGGCGUGGGAACCAUUCAUCACAGGUGUCCAAUCAAAAUCUCGUAGCUGUGAAGUAAAUGUUAUAUUAUGAUGCUUUCUAUAUACGUAUAAGAAAAACUAGCCCUGUCAAUUUUCCGUUGUCAAUAUUUUCAAACCAGUUGUCGCACAUUUGAGUUAAAGCCGAGACAGUCGAGUGAAAAGGGCGAAAUCCUGACUGAAAUUUUGAGAAAAUAGAAUUGUCCUUUAGAUAACGAUGUAGUUGAUUAAAAACUUCUUUCUCAUAAAUUUUACUAAUUGUUGGCAAGGUUGAAAUGAAUCUAUAAUUUCCUAAAUUACGACGAUCGUUAUCUUUGUAAACAUCCCAGAGAGACAAAUUAAAUAUGAAGCCGGGUUAAAACGAUGGUGCAAUUACACUUGGCAGGGAUCUUAUCAAGACCGCCACUUUUCGACACUUUUAAGUUUUUUAGCGUAAGCGCGACGCUUUCAACUGGAAUUUUAGAUAAUUCAAUGACUGGAGUAUGAUCCAGGUUGCUGGUAUGUUAACUUUGUUAGAAGACGUUUUUGUUGAUUGGCCCUAUGUUACAAAAAAAUCAUUAAAUGAUUCGGCAAUGUUAUUAUCGUCAGAAAUAAUUCUAUCAUUAAUAAGGAUAUCCUUAACAAGAGUACUGUAGUUUUGUUUCCCUUGCCUGUGAGUGAAUUUAUUGUAUUCCAACCCGUCUUAGGGUCUGUGGCUUUACACGCAUAAAUUUUUGUGGUGAGAGUAGUCUGAUUUCGUUUUGCUUAUCUCAGUAUCUCGCUCAACAAAAUUAAUCUUAGUCAUCAAAGAGCUGCACAUCCGCACAGGGUGGUCUGUACCAGGUGCUAACAAGAAAAUACCUGCGGCAAGGAAGGAUAAUCUCUACAAGAGAUCAUUUCCGGAGACUCGGGCACUAAAUCAAUUCUGUUUGUUUGUGUGACAGAUUUUCCCUAAUAUAGAGAGCAACACCACCAGCCGAUCGAUUGCAGUCCUUGCGAUUUAUACUGUAGUCCGGAACAUAUACUUCAUUAUCAACAAUAGUGCUAUCUAGUUUUGAUUCAUUAGUAGCUAGCACUUCCAAAGGGGAAUUAGUCAAAAUGUUGCGAAUUUCAUUUGUUUCCAAAGACUAUUAACAUUUAAACAGGCAAGCUUAAACCCGUUACACAAUGGGCUCUCUUGAUGGUAUUGGAGUUGUAAUAGUCAACUGUCUUUGCCUGUUACAGCAACGGGCCCAAAAGUGUGACGUCCUUUAAUUAAUACAUAUUCUUUCAUGAAGGCAUUAACCAAUGAGAAGUCGAGGACAGUUUCCAGCUGGCUUCUGAUUGGAUCAAACCUGUGCGAAAGAAUGUGAAUAAAUUAGAAGCGGUCACACUUUGGACUCCUUGCUGUAAAUGCCCUAAAACGAACUGGUUUUACAGCCUUAGGGAACUAAUCUAGAUUCCUGGACAAAAGUCCUUAGGACAGUGAAGCAGUACUGGUAUUUGUCUUUAGUUUCUGGCUGCCUUCAUAAAACAGUGCCACCUGUUGUGGCUCUCCUUUUCCCUCACCUUAUACAAAUUUGAAACUCGGGAGAAUUCUGGAUACACGCGUCCUAUCUUGUCUGGGGGAUUGGGGAGGUGCUGGGUAUAUGUGAUUUCAAGAAAGCACAACAAAUAACAUUCGGUCCCUACACUUUUUUCCAUGAUUGUAGGUAAACUGAUCACAUCAUCUUGAGUCAGUGAAGUCAGAAUAUGAUUUAUGCAAAAUCUUAAUUAGAUCUUACGGGCUUUAAAUUUUAUGUUACUGUAGGAUGACGCGGAUAUUCAGUGGAAAUUCUCCAGAACCCGGAUGUGGAUGCCAUAUUUAGAUCAAGGCAAUGCAAUGCCGCCUCCAUUCAACCUCAUUCCCCCUCCACACUUAGUGAUUCAACUCUGCCGAAGACUGUGUAGAGGUGCUGGGUACUAUGAGGUAAGUUUGCAGAUCUGUUGUGCAUCGUAUUUCGUGGAUCAUCUGUCUAAAUACUCUGCACAGUGGCAUAGAACAAUAAUCUGACCAAAACACCUCAGUCAGAUUUAAAACCAUUGGAAGUAAUGAUGUUGCAAUCAAGAAAUGAUGCACAUCUAAUUUGAGGCAAAGAUCGUCUUGCCAGUGAGUUCUAUGGCUGCUCAUUUGGACCAGGACUAAGUACGUACUUUGCAUUGUCUAUUUCUCAAUUUCAGCAUCAAAGCUGCCAAGGAAGAGAUAGAUCAGCAACUCCAAUAAAAGACAAGGUGGACUUAGACAAGGUAAAUAUACUACAGGUGUGUACUAUCAAAUCUCAUAAGCUCAUACGUUGCGCAUGCCGUAAUGGAUCUUUUUUUGCGAGAAAAAUCAUGCCUUAGGCUAGUUCACUGCGUGUGGUCUGCAAUCUGGAGGUUAUGCGACACUGGUAAGACUGUGUAUUUUGUAGGGAGCUUAAGCAAAGACUUUUUGACCGACGGACUUGAGGCCGGAAGUAAGGCCUUUUUAAUUUUAAAAGGCCUUGACGCUACCGUUUUUUAGUUUUUUAGUGUCUUUACUCUUAUAGAGACGAUCUGCCCGAAAAAUGAAUGCAAAAAGUCCACUUCCGGUUGACUUGCGUCGCUCAAAACGCCUACUAAUCUAGUUGAAUGGACUAUAUAACGAGAACUUUUCGCCAAAUGAAAAGCACGUCCAUUUUGCGAUGCCAUGCACUUUUCAUUUUGUAUAUUUCUUUUCCGUACGUUCUCUUUAUAAAAAAAUUUCGAAUGUUCUGACUACUUCAAGGUUUGACCGAAGACAUGCAUGGGUGAUAUAGUUCAUAGUUACAUCCGUAGGGGUUUUAUACUAUUAUACUUUAACCGUGAAAACCUUUCCCAUAGAUUUCGCAAGUUGCAGAUUUCAAUUGCCUAAGACGAAUAAAACGUUCGAAACAAACAAAUAAAAAAAAGGGCACGAGUUCGAGUUGUUUUUGUUUUAAGCGACCUGCUUCUCCUAGGCUUUGCUAAGUAUCUCCAUACCCGUGCUUUAAAACCAGUACAAUGACAUGCCUUAUGACAUAUUUGCUUGCUAAAGUUUGAAGACUUUCACUCAGUUGACGACAUUAUGGAUAUCCUAACAGCCUUAUAUACAGCGUUUGUCAAAAUAAAACGACAGCAUUGGCAAAUUACUAAGUUAGCGCUUUUUUAUUUUUCCUAUAGCGCCAUAAAGUGAUGACUCGUUUAAUCCAGCGGUAUCUCCUCACUGUUAACAAGUCAAAGUCCCAGUCCCACGCUGCUCCAGAGUCAGAAACGGUGAGUCUGGACGAGAACGGACAACUUAGGGGCUUGCUAAUUCAACUGCAAGAUUUUUUGAAGAAAAAUAAAGAUCGCAAAGAUCCUUCUGUCGCCCGCGUUUAGACAAUUUUCCGAAUUACGAGUAAGCUAGGAAAGGGUUUCUGUUGUUGUUGUUGUUGUUAUUUUACCAUUCCAUAAGAUUUUCAGGGACACAGUUUCACCACUUGGCCUUUAUUUUGGUGUUUCCUGAUAGUCUGCAAAUGGCUUCCAAAUUUCCCAUGUGGGAAAAUGUACCUAAUGUUUAGUUGAUAUUUACCUAAAUGUGUUUUUGGCUCAAAUGAAGUCGAAUGUUUUGAUCGAUAGGAGACGUGGUAGUAAACUCAAACUUAAGGUAACAGUUAAGACCACGUGAUUGGCACUAGGAAAAUAGAGCAAAAGUCUUAGCGUUUGUUUCACAGCGGAACUGUGGUUUAGGUGAGAUAAAGUGUGUGGUUAAAACAACCGAGAUUACCGAAAGUGUCUUGGAUAUAAACUCUUGAAGGCAGUUUCCAAAACAAGCUCCAAAAAUAAUUUUGGAAACACAGUUUUGAAAUUGUCCUGAAAGGAAUUAGUUUAGAUACUUAUCAGUUAAAAGGUUGGCGUGUAAUUAGGAAUUUCAGACAAAAACGUUUAAUUAGUUGCAAAGGUUAUCUGCCAACUCACAUCACUUGACUUGUUAUGUUAUUUUUCACGUGAUGUGUUUAAGUUGUAACAUUGAGUAAAAUUAAACGGUUAUAUAAAUUGUGACUAAAAUGCAUAAAAAUGAUGUCUUCUUCGAAGACGUCAUCUUGGAAGAUGUCUAUAUUCAUAAGAUAGCCAACUCUGAGCAAAUAUUUUACCGUAAACAAAACGUUACUUGGCGUUUGGUAUAAAUAGAGUAUUAUUUUCGGUAAAAUAUCUUAUAUAUUGGUUUCGUUGAGGACAAGCUGGGACCGAGAAGGACACUUUUACUUCAAAUAAAAAUACGAAAGUGUGUAUUAGUAACUUAUCGGUCCUUGAGUCUUUAAGGCCAUCUGUCGGACAGAUGUUCGAAAGUCGGACACAACGUCAUAUUUCGCCAACAUGCAUGCUGAGCAUGAGAAAACAGCCUACAUUGCGCGAUGCCACCAUAGUUUCCCCGCGAAAUGACGUCACUAAUGACGCGUCACCACCCAAAUUUGGUUAGUGCUUCUGAUUGGUAGUGCCGAGUGGGAAAUUUACGAUUACGGGCGAGCAAUUGGCAAAAUUAAACAAAAUGAACAGGACUGCCAUGACACAACCCUUUUAACUUACGACGGCACGUUAAUUUGCAAAACGGCUAUCUUUGGAUCAACGAUCAUAGGCGUAUUGUGAAUGCUUUUGAGAUAUUAGACCUUGACUAUUGUAGCAGUAUUCUCUAUGGAUUUAAAAAAACUUAGUUGAUCUUGAAGAACCACGACGUCUAAUAACAGGAAGCAGUCGGCAACAGCACAUAAUUCUAGUACUUGAUAACCUGCAAGAUUUGAGAAAUGUCUGCAGUAAAAACUUGCGAGUAAGAAACUGAGGCUAAAAUUUGCCAGUUAUGCCACCUACACAAGAACCUGCUACGCCUAAAGAUUUCAACGAGUUUCUUAUUUGCCAAAUUCUGUACACCUGGGCUGAAGGACUUCAAAAUUCACGAGGUCAGUAAUUUGGUACAUAGAUUUUACUUAAGGACUGUAAGGAAUAAGCUGAAUACCACAUUACUAGGAGGGUCUGAAUGUACUGUUGCAAUUUUUGUAAUACCUGUCGCAACUUGUAAUAAACCGUGUCGCACUUUGUAAUAAAAAAGCUGUCGCAAUUUGUAAUAACUGUCCAUCACACUUUGUAAUAAACUAAGCUGUCGCAAUUUGUAUUAAUUCCAUCGCACUUUGUUAUAAACUUAAAUUAUUUUCUUUGGUCAAACAUGCAUGUCUUUUCUGCCUUAAUUAAUCACGUGACCAACAAGAAUCGCUUUUAUGAAAGACAUGAAACUUCCUGUGAUAUGCCACCAAAAAAAGGUAUGAAUCGUUUCAUAUAUUUGAAUUCAGAAAUAUUUAAAUAACAAAAGCAACAUUUAACAACAGAAAAUUCAUGAAUAACCUGGCAUUCGUCGUCCCAAUCCAUGUUUGCUUCUCACGUGACACGUGAAGCCUUCGGGGUGGGGGGUGGGGAUAAUCCCAUAUUCAUGUAUGGUCUAGGCAGGUAAGUAUCGCUGAGGAUCUGAAACCUUAAGUAGGGUAUCAUUUUUUUACCUUGUUGGCUUUGUUUCUUUGGUUUGAUCCUUAGGUAGUGUAACUCAGGUAGUAAUGGAUGGUUUGGUUUAUUAUCCUUUCCAUUUUGUGGAAAAAAAUAAUAAUCCUGAACACGCUCGGAAGAAUUGCAAGGUCUUACGAGUUGUCCGCAGGGAAGGAGAAUUUUUUACUAUCCCCACGGUAUUUGCUUUAGAGGGCUCCAUAGAAAAAAAAAUUGUUUUAAGAUGGAAUGAUACUCCUUUUUCUCCUAUAUGGGACCAAAUCAAGAGAGAAUAAUGGACCAAAUGGUCAGACGGCUCAGUGUAUGACCCCAAGUGAGUUUUAUAAAAACAGGUACAUACAAAGGUAUUGGCCAGCGACUAACUGGAUUUUGUGUGUUUACGUUGCUGUCGUGGUUCGACGGUUUGCCACUGGUGACGUUUUUGUUUAUUUGCAGUAAAUUACAUUUUAAAUUUUUACAGGCCUCAUCUGAUUAAGCUGGCCAAAAUAUAGAAGCCACUAUUACUUCUGUGACCAUUGCAUGCAAACCAUCUAUUACAAUAGCAAGGUUUAAGAAUACAGAAUUUCGUACGUCAGAUAACUAAUCAACAUUAAUUUAAAAAAAUGUUUAAAUGGUUUGAAUGAGCGGAGAUAUAAAUUAGAAAUUAAAGUAAUUUUGUAAGUUACGUGCUUGCAGACGACAUCAUCUUUGUUUACGAAGUACUGCUCAAAUUUUGGGAUUAUAUUAAAGUUGACGGAGUAAGUUGAAUCACUCUCAAAAAAAUAUUACAAAGUGCGAUGGAAUUAUUACAAAUUGCGACAGCUUUUUUUAAUUACAAAGUGCGACACUGUUUAUUACAAAUUGCGACAGGCCUUACAAAGUGCGAUGAAUUUAUUACAAAUUGCGGCAGGUAUUACUAAGUGCGAUGAUUAUUACAAAUUGCGACAGUACACUGAAUGGGGGAACCCAUCCUCGGAGACUCACGGGCAGUCAGUCGGGUCGGGAGAAAGGGCGUGACGAAAGUUUUCAAGUACGGGCGAAAGAGCCCCUGGGUACCGACUCUCACCGAACUAUUUCCAAAAAUUUAAGCGGAUGCCGGGCAAUAGCCGUCGUGUAGGAACUCACGAAAAGAACUCAGGAGAAACUGUUCGCCGAUUGGGUACAAUACUACAAAGCAUUUUUUGUGCCCAAUCAGGAGCUGGGAUCCGCUUGAAUUUUUGGAAACAGUUCGGUGAGGGUCGGUACCCAGGGGCUCUUUCGCCCGUGCAUGAAAACUUUCGUCGCGCCCUUUCUUCUGACCCGAUUGACUGCCCCUUGGUCUCCGAGGAUGGGGGGAACCUCGAUAACACUAAACACUUAAUUUAUUGGCUCUGUAACAUGAAACAGUUAAAUUUUAGGCAUUUUCACACUGAGUAAAAAUUCACUGAAACAGUAAAUUUUUCCAAAAAGAAACAAAAAAGGCUCCAGAAAGGCCAAUAUUAUUUUGUCUAGUAUAUCAAGGAGUUUUCGGCCAUUUUCCGAAAAUUCCCGAUUCUUUCAGAAGACUUCAGAAGACUACCGAAGAUUUAGGAAAAUUUCCGAAGACCGCUGAAGAUGUCCGAAGACUAUCUACCGAAGAUUUCUGAGGAGAAGUAUAAAAAUUCUCGACUUUAUUUUCGUCGUUAUAUUCACAUAUGAAUGAAAUAUACUUUUAUAGUGUCCAGAUACGAUUUUUUCAGUGAGAGAAAUUCUCCCCGCUUAUACCUGAAAGCUCACUAGAACUUUAACAACACCGGAGGGAAAUCCUGUUGAUGCCGCCAUGAUUCGACUUCGACGCUGACCAAAGGAUCGUGACAUUUGAUACGGGAUGGUCCAGUACUCCCCAGCCCAGAAUACUGUUGCGCACGGGUCGAAAAAACAGACUACAACCCCUCUGAGCAGAGGCUCAAAGUUCUAGAGUGAUUUUAUUACCGAUUUUCCAAGAGCAGAUAAUAUCGAACGGAGAGAAUACGCCACUUGCACAUCUCCCACAAUGCACCUCAUUUGCCCCCAUAAUUUUGCACAAGCAUUGCUUUCAAUUUCUCUUGGGAGGCUGUAAUACCCAGGAGAAAUGACAAACAAAUGUGAUGCAAAAUUUGGGGGGGGCAAAUAAGGUGCAUUAUGGGAGAUGUGCAAGUGGCGUGUGCUAAAAGAUUAUCGGCCAGUUAUUUAAACGGAGUUUAGCCAGUGUUUAGCAAAACCGCGUUCUAAACCAUAUGCUUUUAUGUAAACGCCAUUUAUCGUGAAAAAUUUCAUGAAAGAAUAUGGCGCAGACUAGAAAAGCAUUUGUCCUCUUAACAUAACCCACUGAAUAAGAGAUCUGGAGUUCCAAAUAUUUCCUAAAGCGCGGUCUGCCUAACAGCCAAAAAGACGAAACGCAAAAGGUACCAAAAGCCUUAAACAGCCGUGGCUUCUGUCGAUUUUAAUUGUGCUAAUAAUACAAAUUCACCAAUUCACACUUCAGAGUUCCCCCAGCCCUCCCAUUCUCCUCCCCUCCCCCUCCCCCUGGUUAGGGGUGGAGAUCAGUCGGCAGAAACCGACAGCUGUAAAAGCGAAAUGCUUUUGGCGAGGUAUAAAGACUACAUAAAUUAAUUGACUGUUCCUGGCUGAAUGAAUUUCUUCAAGAGGAUGUCUGUAGUAAGUAGCUACCACUUCUUGUGUUGCCACUGGUAACCAAAGCUCUGUGAGUAUUUCCUACAGGUUUUACGAUCGUAUUUUUACCCCAUACAAACACUGUAAUGUUACUGGCACUGUACUGUGGUACUAUCACUGAGCCUGGGUUACCUGUAGUGAUGCCGGUGGCUAUUAAUCACCUUUGAUUUGUGUAAUUUGCAGUAGCCUUCGUGUUGCCGUACUCCUCUUCCCCUGCAGGGAAGGUACCGCGCCGACGCAUGUGGGCUAUAAAUAACCAGGCACUUACAUUUAUUUUAGUUGAUAAGGAUAAAUAGCAUUGACGUCGAUCCAACAUGACAAGUUCUGAAUUAAGAACUGAUCUCUGAUAGGUUUUGCGCGGAGUAAUAAAUUAGAGAAAUGGGAUUGAGAAUACAAUAUUGUCAGCUAAUUUGUUGCUGCAGAAAGUUAUCGAAGGGUGUUUAGAAGAAAGAACGAUGGCGAGAGAAAUUGAACUAAGCCUUGCAGAGCUUUCGGAGUAUCCUACGGGAGAGACUGAGCUAAGUGAAGAUCAAAAAGGAUUCCUAGAAGCGGUUAAUGCCGGAAACUAUAACAAAGUGCGCGAAUAUAUCUUGCAGAAGUCUGUUGAUGUGAACUGUGUAAACCUUCUCGGAGAAACGGCUCUUCAAAUAGCAGUGAACAACAACUAUCACGAUAUUGCCAAACUUCUUCUUAACCAAGGAGCAGAUGUCGGCAAGGCGUUACUACAUGCCGUCGGAAUUGAAUCGACAUUCUGGGUGGAGGCUUUACUUAAGAAGGAAGCAAUAAGCAACGGAGCAUCAGAAACUACGUUACAACGAGCAAGCCCAAAUCAGGUAGACGGUAGUGAGCACAUGCCGCACAUCCCGCCUUUAAUUUUGGCUGCGAAAAAGGAUAAACAAGAGAUCGUGAAGAUCUUUCUUGAGAAACAUUACACAAUUGACGAGCCGCACAAACGAUCUUGCAAAUGCGAUAAAUGUGAAGGGCCAGGCCGUCUUGGGGGUUCCAUUCAUCGUCUGCAUUGCUACCAAGCGCUCGCGAGCCCUAUUUACUUGUGUUUGUCUUAUUUACUCGACACUCCACCCAGUAAAGAUCAAGACGUAAAAUCAUCCAAAGACCCGAUCAUCCGCGCACUCCUUUUAAACCGGAAAUUGGAAAAGCUUGUGAAAGUGGAAUACGAGCUUAAGAAUGAAUACCAGAAGCUCAUAAGUAGUUGCGAAGAAUUCGCUGUAUCGCUCCUCAAGAAAUGCCGAACGAUGGAAGAAAUCCGCUGUUUGAUGAGUGUGCCGGGAAUUGAAAAACUUAAAUACGUUGAGGUUCGAGGAGGAACAGAAGCCAAGAAACUAAGCGUGCUUAAUUUUGCCAUCACUAAUAAGAAUGAGAAGGUGAGAAUUGCUGGAUUAGACGUGAGUAUUCAAAUAUGGCUUAUUGGGCGAGCAGGCAGAAAUUUGUUGGCCGAUAUCCAUCCAUCUUGA
Porites lobata is the source of this 17560-nucleotide messenger RNA. The record is from the annotation of a GenBank genome assembly. Lineage: Eukaryota; Metazoa; Cnidaria; Anthozoa; Scleractinia; Poritidae.